ACACUUCUGAAUGAACCUGACGCCGAACCGUUCGAACCACAGAGCUCUCUCUUCACGAGUUCAGGAAAGCAGGUUAAUGGUGACAUGACAUACCACUUCCAAGAUGGAGACACUAUAACACCAGCAUCUUUCCUGAAUGAGCUUAAAGCACAAAGCACACCUAUAUCUGGUUCAGCCGUGGUUCAGACCACGAUGGUCUUCAAUUCCUCCUCUCCUGUUCCCAGUGAGAGUUUGGUCCUCAGUGUAAUCCAGACUCUUCUGAGUGCUCGACUCACAAACCUCACUGACUCUGUAAAAGUGCUGAACUUCACCUAUGAGAAAAUUUCAGACACCUGCUAUGGGGUAAAAUUCACAUUCCAGAUAAGUAACAUCAACAUGUCACAGAAACCUGAAUUAGUGAAUGAUACCUACAACCAAGUGGAGAGCAUCAUCAACAAUGUUUUAAACACACUCCUAAAUGAACCUGACGCCGAACCGUUCGAACCACAGAGCUCUCUCUUCACGAGUUCAGGAAACCAGGUUAAUGGUGACAUGACAUACCACUUCCAAGAUGGAGACACUAUAACACCAGCAUCUUUCCUGAAUGAGCUUAAAGCACAAAGCACACCUAUAUCUGGUUCAGCCGUGGUUCAGACCACGAUGGUCUUCAAUUCCUCCUCUCCUGUUCCCAGUGAGAGUUUGGUCCUCAGUGUAAUCCAGACUCUUCUGAGUGCUCGACUCACAAACCUCACUGACUCUGUAAAAGUGCUGAACUUCACCUAUGAGAAAAUUUCAGACACCUGCUAUGGGGUAAAAUUCACAUUCCAGAUAAGUAACAUCAACAUGUCACAGAAACCUGAAUUAGUGAAUGAUACCUACAACCAAGUGGAGAGCAACAUCAACAAUGUUGUGAGUGUACAUCACUAUGUGCUUAAUGAUAUUCUCACAAAUAUCCAGAGAUGACGUUGGAUCCAGUUGCUCAGAUGAAUAAAAA
This is a messenger RNA of Tachysurus fulvidraco (yellow catfish), 973 nucleotides long. RefSeq lists its product as uncharacterized. The transcript has 8 exons. NCBI's taxonomy places the organism in Eukaryota, Metazoa, Chordata, Actinopteri, Siluriformes, Bagridae. The record is from RefSeq and is a predicted model, not a curated record. Bases 85 to 942 code for a protein of 285 amino acids.